AUGCUAAAGACCUGCAGCUAUUUGCCUUGUACAAUUUGCUCAUUUCUCUUUAUUUCUCUGUUUUCCUGCACUGAUCACUUAAAGGACAAUCUCUCUUGCAAACAAAAUCCCCGGAGCCUGAUUAGAGGGACUGAAGGCUCCCAGACACGGAUUGCCUGCCAGCCACAGCACGGCGGAGCGGGCCCGGCAGGAGGCGGAGCGGGCCGCCGCACGUCCCCCGGCCGGUCGGCCGGCCCCCCCGCCAUGGGUCGGAAGCGCUGCGUGGGGGGAGACAGCUCCAAGAUGGCGGCGGGUUGCUGCGGGGUGAAGAAGCAGAAACUCUCCAGUUCCCCUCCCUCGGGCUCGGCCGGCCCGGGAGGCGGCGGCAGCGGCUCCCACUGCGGCGGGGCGGCGGCGGCGGGGGGCGAGCCGGGGGCGCUGCCCCCGCCAGGGGGUCCCCGCCUCAACGGCCUUGGGGGGCUGGCGGGGGGCGCCGCCGGCUGCGCCCUCUCCCCGCCGCUGCCGCCCAGCUGCGGCGGGGGCCCCGCCGGCCUCUCCCCGCCGGCCGCCUCGCUGCUCUCCUCCCCCGGCGCCGGCUCCGGCGGGCCCGGCUGCAGGAAGAUGGUGGUGUCGGCCGAGAUGUGCUGCUUCUGCUUCGAUGUGCUCUACUGUCACCUGUACGGCUACCAGCCCCCGCGGAGCCCCCGCUUCACCAACGACCCCUACCCACUGUUUGUAACGUGGAAGAUUGGUCGAGAUAAACGAUUGCGUGGAUGCAUAGGUACUUUUUCCGCCAUGAACCUGCAUUCAGGACUCAGGGAGUACACACUUACUAGUGCCCUUAAAGAUAGUCGUUUCCCCCCAAUGACGAGGGACGAGCUGCCACGGCUUUUCUGCUCAGUGUCUCUACUCACUAACUUUGAAGAUGUAUGUGACUACAUGGACUGGGAGGUGGGUGUACAUGGCAUUAGAAUAGAAUUCAUCAAUGAAAAAGGAUCAAAACGCACCGCCACCUACUUACCGGAGGUUGCAAAGGAGCAAGGAUGGGACCACAUUCAAACCAUAGAUUCCUUAUUGAGGAAAGGAGGCUACAAAGCUCCGAUUACUAAUGAAUUCAGGAAAACAAUAAAGCUAACCAGGUACCGCAGUGAGAAGAUGACGAUGAGCUAUACAGAGUAUCUUGCCCAUCGUCAGCACCAUCACUUCCAAAAUGGUAUUGGGCACCCCCUUCCACCAUACAACCAUUAUUCCUGACACUGAGCCGCAUGACCAGUCACUGGACCUCUCUGCAGACCUCUUCCCCGGAGACCCUGCCCCUUCUUGGUCUAGCUAUCUCUAUUACUGUACCAUUUUAUGAUGAUAGUUUCCGUUGCCAUGUUGGUUAAGCUCAUCAUGGCAACGGGAGGGAAAACUACAUUACUACAAAGAUCCCAUACUUUUUUUAUUAUUGAGUCACUGCAGAUUUUUUUGCAGCAUAU
Gavia stellata (red-throated loon) is the source of this 1457-nucleotide messenger RNA. It is a transcript of the gene AMMECR1, whose product is annotated as AMMECR nuclear protein 1. Lineage: Eukaryota; Metazoa; Chordata; Aves; Gaviiformes; Gaviidae. The record is from RefSeq and is a predicted model, not a curated record. Bases 1 to 1233 code for a protein of 410 amino acids. The transcript is spliced from 7 exons. Gene Ontology annotation, cellular component: nucleus.